This is a messenger RNA of Psylliodes chrysocephalus, 633 nucleotides long. NCBI's taxonomy places the organism in Eukaryota, Metazoa, Arthropoda, Insecta, Coleoptera, Chrysomelidae. The record is from the annotation of a GenBank genome assembly.
AUGAAAAAUAUUUCAAAUGAAACCAUUAAUUUUGAUAAAUAUUAUUUUGAACUUGUCACUCGAUCCAAACGAAUUAUAAUAUCUAAUGUCUGCCCAUCUAUUCCAAAUAAGCUCAUAGAAAGUGCAAUCUGGGAUUUAAACUUGCAAUUAGCUGGAAUCCCGGAUAAAGAGUACAAUCAUAUUUUAAGCUUUAGACGUCAGGCGUAUAUUACUCCAACAGUAGAGAAUAUUGAUAUCCAAACUUCUGUUAUUAUACCUUACGAAGGCAAUAAUUAUAGAAUCUUCAUCUCUACUGAUAUUAUGCAAUAUUUUAUUUGUAAGCAGUCUAAUCACAUUGCAAGUAACUGUCCUAACUCAACAUCUGUGGAUCCUGAGGAAUCUAAAAUUACCGCCCAUACUGAUACUCCUAUGGAAUCUGAAAUUACCGCCCAUGCCAAUAUUUCUGCGGAACAAAAUACUUCCUCUCCUACAGAUUUUAGCUCUUCCUCAGAGACUCUGCAAAAUUUGAAUGAUAGUCACCGCACUGACCAAAAGAGAAUUCAUCCUAGCUCCAGUGACCAAAAUAGCCCUCCUGAAACCCCUGAAAUUGAUCUUCUCUCCCCCCCAGACCCCCAUCCAAUGCUCCUACCAUAA